CAUCCCCAAGGCUUCCGUUUCCGGUUCUGGUAGCUGCGUCCGCUGUAAGGAUGAUCGGAGAUAUCCUGCUGUUCGGGACGCUGCUGAUGAACGCAGGGGCUGUGCUCAACUUUAAACUGAAAAAGAAGGAAACUCAAGGCUUUGGGGAGGAAUCGAGGGAACCUAGCACAGGAGACAACAUCCGGGAUUUCUUACUAAGUCUGAGGUACUUCCGGAUCUUCAUCGCACUGUGGAAUGUGUUCAUGAUGCUCUGCAUGAUUGUACUAUUUGGCUCUUGAGCCCUACGUGGAACCCAGAGCUCACCUGCUGGACGUCAAGGCUCUGUUUCUGUUUCUCAUGACUUCAAGAAUGCCUCUCACUGGAAAACCAGUCAGCUCAUUUGGGUGGAGAAUGUCCACCUUCCAGCCACCUGACCCUCGUCAGCCAUGGUUCCACCUGUGCUCCGAGGUCUCAGGAAGUCUGUAAGACAGUGACAAACUCAGGCUCCCUUAGGAGAAAGACACACCUAGAUCUUUCUCAUGUUCUGGCAUCCCAUCUCUGCCCAGCCUCUCCGGAAAGCUGUGCUGGGCUACUUCAUGGUUGGCCUCUUAGUGAUUUGCUUUAAUGUAUAAAGAUGGUUUUGUUUUUUCUCAAGACAGGGUUUUUCUGUGUAGCCCUGGCUGUCCUGGAAUUUGCUCUGUAACCAGGCUGCCCUCAAACUCACAGAGAUCUGUCUGCCGAUGUCUCCUGAGUGUUGGGAUUAAAGGCAUGAGUCACCA
Molecule: messenger RNA, 758 nt
Organism: Psammomys obesus (fat sand rat)
Lineage: Eukaryota; Metazoa; Chordata; Mammalia; Rodentia; Muridae
Gene: Smim7
Product: small integral membrane protein 7
Exons: 5
Coding region: 51-278 (75 amino acids)
Source: RefSeq, a predicted model, not a curated record